Molecule: messenger RNA, 13042 nt
Organism: Nomascus leucogenys (northern white-cheeked gibbon)
Lineage: Eukaryota; Metazoa; Chordata; Mammalia; Primates; Hylobatidae
Gene: PLXNA4
Product: plexin A4
Biological process (GO): positive regulation of axonogenesis; negative regulation of cell adhesion; regulation of cell migration
Cellular component (GO): semaphorin receptor complex
Molecular function (GO): semaphorin receptor activity; protein binding
Source: RefSeq, a predicted model, not a curated record
CGGGGCUGGGGCUGGAGGAGGCAGCCACACGCGCGCACACGCACACGUUCAGAGGAGGGCGAGAGGCAGCGGCAUAAGCUCCAUCUGCAGUGUCAAUGCGGCGCUCCCGCUGAAGGAGGGAAACGCGGCGCGUCCAGUAGGGGAGACUGCAUUGCUGAGUCCUGGCCCUCGAAGGGGACGACGGUGCCUGAGUGCUGCUGUGCCGCUGGGACCCGCCUCUGCCAUGAAAGCCAUGCCCUGGAACUGGACCUGCCUGCUCUCCCACCUCCUCAUGGUGGGCAUGGGCUCCUCCACUCUGCUCACCCGGCAGCCAGCCCCGCUGUCCCAGAAGCAGCGGUCAUUUGUCACAUUCCGAGGGGAGCCCGCCGAGGGUUUCAAUCACCUGGUGGUGGAUGAAAGGACAGGACACAUUUACUUGGGGGCUGUCAAUCGGAUUUACAAGCUCUCCAGUGACCUGAAGGUCUUGGUGACGCAUGAGACAGGGCCGGACGAGGACAACCCCAAGUGUUACCCACCCCGCAUUGUCCAGACCUGUAAUGAGCCCCUGACCACCACCAACAAUGUCAACAAGAUGCUCCUCAUAGACUACAAGGAGAACAGGCUGAUUGCCUGUGGGAGCCUAUACCAAGGCAUCUGCAAGCUGCUGAGGCUGGAGGACCUCUUCAAGCUGGGGGAGCCUUAUCAUAAGAAGGAGCACUAUCUGUCAGGUGUCAACGAGAGCGGCUCGGUCUUUGGAGUGAUCGUCUCCUACAGCAACCUGGAUGACAAGCUGUUCAUUGCCACGGCAGUGGAUGGGAAGCCCGAGUAUUUUCCCACCAUCUCCAGCCGGAAACUGACCAAGAACUCUGAGGCAGAUGGCAUGUUCGCGUACGUCUUCCAUGAUGAGUUUGUGGCCUCGAUGAUUAAGAUCCCUUCGGACACCUUCACCAUCAUCCCUGAUUUUGAUAUCUACUAUGUCUAUGGUUUUAGCAGUGGCAAUUUUGUCUACUUUUUGACCCUCCAACCUGAGAUGGUGUCUCCACCAGGCUCCACCACCAAGGAGCAGGUGUACACAUCCAAGCUCGUGAGGCUUUGCAAGGAGGACACAGCCUUCAACUCCUAUGUAGAGGUGCCCAUUGGCUGUGAGCGCAGUGGGGUGGAGUAUCGCCUGCUGCAGGCUGCCUAUCUGUCCAAAGCGGGGGCCGUGCUUGGCAGGACCCUUGGAGUCCAUCCAGAUGAUGACCUGCUCUUCACCGUCUUUUCCAAGGGCCAGAAGCGGAAAAUGAAAUCCCUGGAUGAGUCGGCCCUGUGCAUCUUCAUCUUGAAGCAGAUCAAUGACCGCAUUAAGGAGCGGCUGCAGUCUUGUUACCGGGGCGAGGGCACGCUGGACCUGGCCUGGCUCAAGGUGAAGGACAUCCCCUGCAGCAGUGCGCUCUUAACCAUUGAUGAUAACUUCUGUGGCCUGGACAUGAAUGCCCCCUUGGGAGUGUCCGACAUGGUGCGCGGGAUUCCCGUCUUCACGGAGGACAGGGACCGCAUGACGUCUGUCAUCGCAUAUGUCUACAAGAACCACUCUCUGGCCUUUGUGGGCACCAAAAGUGGCAAGCUGAAGAAGAUCCGGGUGGAUGGACCCAGGGGCAACGCCCUCCAGUAUGAGACAGUGCAGGUGGUGGAUCCCGGCCCGGUCCUCCGGGAUAUGGCCUUCUCCAAGGACCACGAGCAACUCUACAUCAUGUCAGAGAGGCAGCUCACCAGAGUCCCUGUGGAGUCCUGUGGUCAGUAUCAGAGCUGCGGCGAGUGCCUUGGCUCGGGUGACCCUCACUGUGGCUGGUGUGUGCUGCACAACAUUUGCACCCGGAAGGAGCGGUGUGAGCGGUCCAAGGAGCCCCGCAGGUUUGCCUCGGAGAUGAAGCAGUGUGUCCGGCUGACGGUCCAUCCCAACAAUAUCUCCGUCUCUCAGUACAACGUGCUGCUGGUCCUGGAGACGUACAAUGUCCCGGAGCUGUCGGCUGGCGUCAACUGCACCUUUGAGGACCUGUCAGAGAUGGAUGGGCUGGUGGUGGGCAAUCAGAUCCAGUGCUACUCCCCUGCAGCCAAGGAGGUGCCCCGGAUCAUCACAGAGAAUGGGGACCACCAUGUUGUACAGCUUCAGCUCAAAUCAAAGGAGACCGGCAUGACCUUCGCCAGCACCAGCUUUGUCUUCUACAAUUGCAGCGUCCACAAUUCGUGCCUGUCCUGCGUGGAGAGUCCAUACCGCUGCCACUGGUGUAAAUACCGGCAUGUCUGCACCCAUGACCCCAAGACUUGCUCCUUCCAGGAAGGCCGAGUGAAGCUGCCCGAGGACUGCCCCCAGCUGCUGCGAGUGGACAAGAUCCUGGUGCCUGUGGAGGUGAUCAAGCCUAUCACGCUGAAGGCCAAGAACCUCCCCCAGCCCCAGUCUGGGCAGCGUGGCUACGAAUGCAUCCUCAACAUCCAGGGCAGUGAGCAGCGGGUGCCCGCCCUGCGCUUCAACAGCUCCAGCGUACAGUGCCAGAACACCUCUUAUUCCUAUGAAGGCAUGGAGAUCAACAACCUGCCCGUGGAGUUGACAGUCGUGUGGAAUGGGCACUUCAACAUUGACAACCCAGCUCAGAAUAAAGUUCACCUCUACAAGUGUGGAGCCAUGCGCGAGAGCUGCGGGCUGUGCCUCAAGGCUGACCCAGACUUCGCAUGUGGCUGGUGCCAGGGCCCGGGCCAGUGCACCCUGCGCCAGCACUGCCCUGCCCAGGAGAGCCGGUGGCUGGAGCUGUCUGGUGCCAACAGCAAGUGCACGAACCCCCGCAUCACAGAGAUAAUCCCAGUGACAGGCCCCCGGGAAGGGGGCACCAAGGUCACUAUCCGAGGGGAGAACCUGGGCCUGGAAUUUCGCGACAUUGCCUCCCAUGUCAAGGUUGCUGGCGUGGAGUGCAGCCCUUUGGUGGAUGGUUACAUCCCUGCAGAACAGAUCGUAUGUGAGAUGGGGGAGGCCAAGCCCAGCCAGCAUGCAGGCUUCGUGGAGAUCUGUGUGGCUGUGUGUCGGCCUGAAUUCAUGGCCCGGUCCUCGCAGCUCUAUUACUUCAUGACACUGACUCUCUCAGAUCUGAAGCCCAGCCGGGGGCCCAUGUCCGGGGGGACCCAAGUGACCAUCACAGGCACCAACCUGAAUGCCGGAAGCAACGUGGUGGUGAUGUUCGGAAAGCAGCCCUGUCUCUUCCACAGGCGAUCUCCAUCCUACAUUGUCUGCAACACCACGUCCUCAGAUGAGGUGCUAGAGAUGAAGGUGUCGGUACAGGUGGACAGGGCCAAAAUCCACCAGGACCUGGUCUUUCAGUAUGUGGAAGACCCCACCAUCGUGCGGAUUGAGCCAGAAUGGAGCAUCGUCAGUGGAAACACACCCAUCGCCGUAUGGGGGACCCACCUGGACCUCAUACAGAACCCCCAGAUCCGUGCCAAGCAUGGAGGGAAGGAGCACAUCAAUAUCUGUGAGGUUCUGAAUGCUACUGAGAUGACUUGCCAGGCGCCCGCCCUCGCUCUGGGUCCUGACCACCAGUCAGACCUGACCGAGAGGCCCGAGGAGUUUGGCUUCAUCCUGGACAAUGUCCAGUCCCUGCUCAUCCUCAACAAGACCAACUUCACCUACUAUCCCAACCCGGUGUUUGAGGCCUUUGGUCCCUCAGGAAUCCUGGAGCUCAAGCCUGGCACACCCAUCAUCCUAAAGGGCAAGAACCUGAUCCCGCCUGUGGCUGGGGGCAACGUGAAGCUGAACUACACUGUGCUGGUUGGGGAGAAGCCGUGCACCGUGACCGUGUCGGAUGUCCAGCUGCUCUGCGAGUCCCCCAACCUCAUCGGCAGGCACAAAGUGAUGGCCCGUGUCGGUGGCAUGGAAUACUCCCCGGGGAUGGUGUACAUCGCCCCGGACAGCCCGCUCAGCCUGCCCGCCAUCGUCAGCAUCGCGGUGGCUGGCGGCCUCCUCAUCAUUUUCAUCGUGGCCGUGCUCAUUGCCUAUAAACGCAAGUCCCGCGAAAGUGACCUCACGCUGAAGCGGCUGCAGAUGCAGAUGGACAACCUGGAGUCCCGCGUGGCCCUGGAGUGCAAGGAAGCCUUUGCCGAGCUGCAGACGGACAUCCAUGAGCUGACCAGUGACCUGGAUGGAGCCGGGAUUCCGUUCCUGGACUACAGAACCUAUACCAUGCGGGUGCUGUUCCCAGGAAUUGAAGACCACCCUGUCCUCCGGGACCUCGAGGUCCCGGGCUACCGGCAGGAGCGUGUGGAGAAAGGCCUGAAGCUCUUCGCCCAGCUCAUCAACAACAAGGUGUUCCUGCUGUCCUUCAUCCGCACGCUCGAGUCCCAGCGUAGCUUCUCCAUGCGCGACCGUGGCAAUGUGGCCUCGCUCAUCAUGACCGUGCUGCAGAGCAAGCUGGAGUAUGCCACUGAUGUGCUGAAGCAGCUGCUGGCCGACCUCAUUGACAAGAACCUGGAGAGCAAGAACCACCCCAAGCUGCUGCUCAGGAGGACUGAGUCAGUGGCUGAGAAGAUGCUGACCAAUUGGUUCACUUUCCUCCUCUACAAGUUCCUCAAGGAGUGUGCCGGGGAGCCCCUCUUCUCCCUGUUCUGUGCCAUCAAGCAGCAGAUGGAGAAGGGCCCCAUUGACGCCAUCACGGGUGAGGCCCGCUACUCCUUGAGUGAGGACAAGCUCAUCCGCCAGCAGAUUGACUACAAAACCCUGGUCCUGAGCUGUGUCAGCCCAGACAGUGCCAACAGCCCCGAGGUCCCAGUAAAGAUCCUAAACUGUGACACCAUCACUCAGGUUAAGGAGAAGAUUCUGGAUGCCAUCUUCAAGAAUGUGCCUUGCUCCCAUCGGCCCAAAGCUGCAGAUAUGGAUCUGGAGUGGCGACAAGGAAGUGGGGCAAGGAUGAUCUUGCAAGAUGAAGACAUCACCACCAAGAUUGAGAAUGAUUGGAAGCGACUGAACACACUGGCCCACUACCAGGUACCAGAUGGUUCCGUGGUGGCAUUAGUGUCCAAGCAGGUGACAGCUUAUAACACAGUGAACAACUCCACUGUCUCCAGGACCUCAGCGAGUAAAUAUGAAAACAUGAUCCGGUACACGGGCAGCCCUGACAGCCUCCGCUCACGGACACCUAUGAUCACUCCUGACCUGGAGAGUGGAGUCAAGAUGUGGCACCUAGUGAAGAACCACGAGCACGGAGACCAGAAGGAGGGGGACCGAGGGAGCAAGAUGGUGUCUGAAAUCUACCUGACCCGACUCCUGGCCACUAAGGGCACACUGCAGAAGUUUGUGGAUGACCUCUUUGAGACCAUCUUCAGCACAGCACACCGUGGCUCUGCCCUGCCCCUGGCCAUCAAGUACAUGUUUGACUUCCUGGAUGAGCAGGCUGAUAAGCAUGGCAUUCAUGACCCGCACGUCCGCCAUACCUGGAAGAGCAAUUGCCUGCCCCUAAGGUUUUGGGUCAACAUGAUCAAGAACCCACAGUUUGUGUUUGACAUCCAUAAGAACAGCAUCACGGACGCCUGCCUCUCUGUGGUGGCUCAGACCUUCAUGGACUCUUGCUCCACGUCAGAGCACCGACUGGGCAAGGACUCGCCCUCCAACAAGCUGCUGUAUGCCAAGGACAUCCCCAGCUACAAGAACUGGGUGGAGAGGUAUUACUCGGACAUAGGCAAGAUGCCAGCCAUCAGCGACCAAGACAUGAAUGCAUACCUGGCUGAGCAGUCCCGGAUGCACAUGAAUGAGUUCAAUACCAUGAGUGCACUCUCAGAGAUCUUCUCCUACGUGGGCAAAUACAGCGAGGAGAUCCUUGGACCUCUGGACCGCGACGACCAGUGUGGGAAGCAGAAACUGGCCUACAAACUAGAACAAGUCAUAACCCUCAUGAGCUUAGACAGCUGAGAACCAUCCUUCCAGGGCCGCCCUGGAGGGGGACACACCAAGCCGUGCCUCAGUCUAGAUUAUCAUCUUUACCAAGUGCAAGUUCCGACUGGCAUCAGCAGCAUCCCCUGAGCAGCGCUGUUUCUCUCUUUCUGCCUCUUUCCGUUUCUCUCUCCUUCCUGGAUCUCUUCUCUUCCAGUUGCUCUGCCAACACGAUUGGACCAAGCCACUGACCCUCAAUUAGUCCAAGAAUGGCCAGGCCCAUGGCAAGGGAGCUGACCAGAAGAUGUCAGAGGGGCCUCUGUCUCCCAGGUGCUCCUGACCCCGUGCAUGUCAGCAGCAGGGUGCAAAUAUGGAUGAAGAGCCAGGGACAGGGGACGUUUCUGUGCUGCUACUUCGCCUUCCACUUUGGCAGCCCCCGCUUCGGUCUGAGCCUUGGCCUAGGGAAGAGGCAAGGAAGGAGUUCAGUAUUAUCUUUACUGGGAAGACAUCACCUGGCUCACCCUUCCCACAGUUCCAUCUCCAGUGGUUCAGCCAGUGGUCUGAUCACUUUGCAGCUGUGAGAAGAAAGGCCAAACCUCCUGCAUGUGGCUGGAGCAGGGCAUGUGUGAGCAGCUGGGAGGUGCUCCUUGAGGCUCCCUCUCCCCCACUGGUCUGGUGUCCAGAGGCUUCCUGUCCUCUUCCAGGUCUCCAGAGGGACCUGCCUGCCCUGCCUGCUCCCCUGCCAGUAGAAAGCCAGGCAGGAGAAAGAAUAGCAAUUACAUUCCACCAUGGAGAUUCUCCUAACCUUUUCAUCUGAAUCCUAGCAGCAGAAAUGUAACACAGAGGGGGAGAAAAGGAAAGAGAGUUGCAUCUACCCUGGAAGCAGAAUUUGUUUUCCAUUUACCCCCAAAUUCAAAUGAGUCACAAUCAUAGUCAUAGGUCUAGUCCAUUACCAGAGCCCUGAGUGCUGUCAAGAGAAAGCAUCUAUCUCCACCCUCCUUUGUCACCUUUCAUCAAGGGUCAACGUGAAAUGCAGAGUGCAUCUAGGAGAUUCUACCUCCAGCCAUCUCCAUGGCUCCAUCCCCACCAUCCUUCCUGAGAACUCCAUAGACGGCUGGGGCCAACAGCCUAGUCCCUGUUCCCUCUGCAGAAUCUGGUGCCAUUGCUAUGCAGAUGACUUCGUCACUGGGCUGUCCAGACCUCUUUGGGAAUGAUUUCCUCAACAUCUCAGCUGUCUCUUUCAUCAUUCUCCUUCCUCAUCUCUUCAGCAGUCAUCCUUGAAAGAAACAGACUUAAGCACAGCCUCACGGAGACAGCCCAAAAUGCCAGCCAACCUCAGCAUCCAGCUUGUCAGGUCUGGGAGGGACAAAGAGUCGAGCUGAUGGGCCUGGCUGGAAUUGAGAAGAGGAACAUACAAAUGACCUCGGCCUUGGCAUCCAUCUCCCCAUCUGUUCUUACAUCUACAGAUGCACCAUUUUAGCCAGGCAGGCAAAUGUGUGCCUAGAAAUGGAUACUAGGUAAGCAGAGGCUAUGGGGAGAGAUGGUCUAAUGGAGGGUUCUAGGAACCUUUCAUCCUAAGGAGACCUUAGGUGCUGUCUGGUCCGGUCUCCCACCCUAAGCAGGAGUCUCUGUUGGCACCUCUGCUCUGGAGUUGUUCACCACUAUGGGAUACAAGGAGAAAUAUCAUCUUAGGUGAGGUUGAGGAGAAGGAUUCAGAGUCUUGCCUUCACUCCCCAAACAUCAGACAUCGUUCCUUGUCACUCACUCAGAAUGAGCCACCCUUGGGGAAGAAACCACACCAUUUCCAGCAAGUCCAUGGAGCAUCCGGUACUUUUAAGAACACUUGCCCCUUUGGAUAUGAAUAUGUGCACAUGUGUGUGAGCGCAUGUGUGUGUGUGUCUGCCCCAGGUGUAGGCAGAAAGCUCAAAAGGAUUCCUUGUCCUUUGUAGAAGGAUUUUUGAAGUGUUCCCCUUCUCUUUCCCCUUGCUCAUCCAUUCAUCCUGCAGCUUCAGGACAUUUCAACACUUACUUGCUUUCUAUGCUGAGAGCUGGUGGGUGGAAGGAGAGGGCACUUGUCCAUAGGAAAUCAGGGUGGUCACCUGCCGAGGCCUGGACCUCGGAACGGGGCAUCAUGUGACAUCGCAGAGGACAGAUGGUGGAAAAGACAUGAGCAACCUAACGGGAAGACGAAAAUGGGAAACAAUGCAUUGGAAGAGGAAGAAAAAAAAAUAACCAAAGGUUUUGGCAAGUGCAGUACCAAGUGGAGAAGCUUGGCUUUUCUAUCCUUGAUCAUUUUAUUCCCUCCCAAGAAGUCAGUCACAGGACCUGGAAGGCCAGAAAGGGUGCAUGUGGGAGAUGGUCUGAGGAAGUACCUCGGUCACUACAAUAUUUUUGCACAUAUAAAGGGUUGGGGAGGAAAGAGACAUGAACGUAUUUAACACAGAUUUGCUGGAUGGAAGCUGCGUGUGUGAACGCGUGGAUGAGUGAGUGCGUUUUGAUUUUUUUUUUUUUUUUUUUUUUGCACAGUUAGGAGAAAAAAAAUCGAACAAGCAGAAAAGAAAAAAAGACUUACUUAUCACAGUUCUGCUGAAGCUUUUAUUUUUUACCAGAUGAUUAUUGUUAUUGUUACUUUGGCGGUACAGGACUUUAUUUUUUUCCAUGUUUUUGUUAUAAGAAAAACUUCAAACACCUCAGAGAAAUAGAAAGGUUAGGAAGAAAGAGAAGACAAGGACAGACAAAUUUUCUGGCUGUCCCCAUUUCUCCUGGGGGAGGGGUUUGGGUCCAGUUUGACUUUAAUUGGUGGGUGGGUUGUUUCUGUCACUGUUUGCUGCAGUCCCCAUGGCCUGCUUGGGGACUGAGAAAUCCGAGCCAGGUAUCCAGAGCCACAGCCCACCUUGCUUAUAAAAAUUAUCUUUUCUUUUGCUGUUGUUUGUUUUCCAUUUCUUCCGUUUGGAUUCUUGGUGCACGUGUGAUAUGGUGUUUAAAAGCAAAGACAAGCAACAUUGUCAAAAAGCUGUCCUUGCCCCCCCCAUCCCCACCAAAUCUUUUUUCCUAACUCCCCCAGGGAUCUUCCUUACCCCACUGGCCGAGCAAACAUCCAGGGGCUGCCCAUGUGGCUUGCGGGCUCCCAGAGAAAGGAAUUGGGCCGACUUGGUCCUGUGGGAUGGAGGCCCCUUCACGGCCUCCCUCGAGGCAAAGUUAAUUUGUAGGGUCACCAUUAUGUUGAGUCCUGGGCAGACAGAAGGAGAGAAAAGGCCUUCUUCCUUACCUUCCCCUCCAACUCAUCCCGUACCCUCCCAGGGAAAAUGGUACCAGACUGAGCCAUCAAAAUCACUGACAAAGUUUAGGUGGGGAUUUUUGCAUUUUGGAGAGAGAAGGGCUUAAGGUAGCAGGGAAGAAGGGGGCUUUGUGGGGUCCUAAAUUUUAAGGAAUAAGUAGAGGAAGACAAGAAACAGAGCGGUAGACUGGUCAUUUCUCCUGGGCACAAGUCCCCCCAGAUGCAGCUUUUGCCCAUUCUUUGUCCUUCCCCAUAAAGAGAGACCCUGACAUUUCUUGGUAGCCGCAAAUAGUGCCAGUAAGUGAAGGCGGCCAUCGUGCCAGUUACUUCCUCAGGAAAAUAUUUUCUUGCCUUCUUCUUUCAAUAUGGUUUUAAAUUUGGGGACAGAGGAUAACCCAAGUGUCCUACAGGCCAAGGUACAUUCCAAUGGCAGCAUGAUCCCUGCACGCAAAGCCAGCCCCUAGAGCCUCCCCAUUGUGCACCUGCAGCCUGGUAAGUGAGCUUGGGUGCUUGUGAGGAGCUACGGGUGAAAGAGAAGUCAUUUUAAAUAAAUCCCAAAGUUUGAGGCAGACUGUCCAGGACUGUUCCCAGGAAGAAGCAGGAGUUACCCACAGGAAAGGUCUCUGACCUGGUCCCCUCAGGCCCAGCUACCUGUGCCCACCAGCAGUGAAAGUUGAUGUACUGGCCCAGCAUCUCCACCUCCCCCACAAAACCAGGUCCCUGGUACCGUGUCUCCCGUUGCAUGUCUGGCUUCUGCCUGUGCUCCUCCUGCCGCGAGCAUCCUCCUUGUCCCUCCUCAUUCCACCCUGCCUCUCCUGCACACAUAGCCUCUAUCCCAGGGCGAUUUAUCCACUUGAGUACAGGAGCUGCUCAGACCUCUCAGCCCAGCCCUCUGUGACUGCCCCAGCCCCCCGUCCCACCCCGCCCAAAGCUGCCUUCCUGGCUGUAGGGGCUCCCUCGUCUGGCCAAGGCCCUGUGGGUCCCCAUCUGAGGAUCCACAAGCAAUGACUUCCCAAAUGACCUCCACUGCAAGAAGAAUCCUCACCACUGUUUCCAGAGCCGUGAACGAUGCUGUGAUGGGCCCACGUCUCAGCACCACCCUGUGUGACCUAAAAAGAAAAGCUCAAUUUCCAUCUGUCUUCUUUCCCAGGGCCAAGAGGACACAGUAACAUGAAGUCAAAUACUUAACCGAGCGAAGGGCCAGUAUUGUUAUCAGUCAAGGACAAACCUCCCACCUCACAGACAGCCAAGCAGUGAGGGAAAGACAGACACAGGUAGGAAGGUGCUGUGCAGGCACAAGGCCCAGAGAAGCCCCUCUCCGGGAACUUCCCCUGCUCCUUCCAGGAACAGUGAGCCCAGUAAGCAGCCCCAGCCAGCUCUUCAAGGCCUUCAAGGGGUCUUUCCAUGACUGAGUCACCUCCAGGAGCUCACCUGGCCCCCAGAGAAGACCCACCCCAGGCAUCUCAGUGCCCUGGCUUCUCCCCAUGCCCCAAAUCCCCCCAGCCAUCCCUCCUGGUCCUCGUCUACAUCAAGGGCCUCUUCCCCUCUUCCUGCCAGCUCUCAGGACAGGUGACUGGGAGGCCUUGACCCCUCAGCCUCUUCCUUUAAAAAACAAAACUGUGGGCCAUUUAUUUGGGAUUUUGGCGUUGUUUGGUUUUUGUUUGUAUAUCUUAGUAGUUCGAGAGUAAGAAGGGAGCCCUGCUAUGGAUGUUAAGUCCAAAUUACUUGGUUGGUGGGAGCAAAACCUAUGACUUCCAAGGGGAUGAGGAGAGCCUCAGAGGACAGGAGGAGCCUCCCCCAUUAAAAAAAAAAAUGGGUCAGGACAUUCCCUGGAUGAGGACAAUGCUAGGGGUGGCAUCUCACAUGGCUGCUGCUAUUCCUGGUGCUUCCCCGUGCUUUUGACAGAUGGAGUCCUUCUACCGCCUCCUGCCACCUCACCCUACAGGCAUUCUCUGUGUAGGAAACAAGAGCCUUAUUUUCUAGAGUGGGGAGCUGAGACACAGCCCCAGGUAACACUGACACAGCUCCCGAGUGAGGCUGGGACACUCUGCAAACCUCUCCUCAUGGUGCUGAGGGUGGCAUGCUCUUGACAGGAAACCUAAAUGACCACUCCUCUCAUUUGGAAAGUAAUCCACUGCAGUAAAAGUUUCAGACAUGCAAGAGAGAGUUUUUGUUACUACAAAUUUUUGCUCUCCCACAAAUUUUUUUUUUACUAGAGGGAGUAUCCAAGGUUUAAAAGUAUAUAGGAUUUUUUGGUUGUAAAAGAAAUACAUACUCAUCAGGAUCCCAAUUAAAUGCCUUGAGUAGACUGGUGACUACCAGAAAGCAAAGCAAAGUUAAACAAAAUGAAACAAAAUCCUUCAUAUACAAAAAGAACUUUCUGUUUGUAUUGGCAGAGGUAGUGAGGUGGUUCAGUUAGGCUGAAAAUCCUGGGUUGGGGGAGCCUCACCUUAUUCCAUUCCCACCGCCUUUGAUGUCUAUGCUUGGCUCUCUGGGCUGCCCCUGGUACUGCCGAAUCCUACACAUCUCUUAUCAGCUUUCCUCAGACUUUAGGGAGGCUCUAUUAGGGACGGGUCAUGGGAAGACCCAAGUUUUCCCUCCGCCAGGAUUGCAAAAGCAAGUAGACUUUGUCUAUGCAGCUCAUCUUCCACCAAUUUCUUUAUGUGGAAUUAGAACUUCCUUUGUUAGUAUCUUUGAUCUUUUGACUCAAGCACAUUUUGGAAGGUCUCCCUUACAAGAGUAGAAUUUAAAACAGAGGACACAGUUAAAGAGCAACCCCAAGGACACUUAAGAAACCAAGACCAUUUCACCAAACAGGACUAAUGAACACUUUCGUGCACAGAGAUCAGCCGCAAUCCAGGCACAGGACGAAGAUGGGAUACAUCUGUCUGUCCUCAUCUGUGCUCAUCUGUCUGUCCUUUCCUCUCCCUCCCCAAUGUUCUCGUUAGUUUGUUGACUUGUUAAACCUUCUGUUCUUAAAAAUGAAAAGCUAGCUUACCUCAAAGAAUCUUGUUUCCAUUCGGAAACCAAUGAUUUUGUGUUUUAGAAUGGACAGCCCUCCCGUCACCACUCCCUACCUUGGCCUGGUGUCCUUGAGACAUGCGGUCUUUGCUUAGUCGUGUGUUGGCUGCUUUGAGCAGGAACAAGGCCUCCAGGCCCCGAGGUGGGAAGGAAGGAUUGGAUGCCACUGCCCUCCUCCCCACUUUAGCAUGCAGGGGCCAGUCCAUCUCUUCCAGCAGGGUCCUGCCGAGUUACCAUAGCAACCAGCAACUCCAGGGUACCACAACAGACAAUGGCUCAGCUAGCCAACAUGUGGGGGUGAUGCAGGGGUUUUGGCCCAGCCAGAUGACCCAGAGUUGAGCUUCAAAUGCUAGAGGAGAAGGGGAGAAACAGGAUGGAAGCGUGGUUUAAGGAACCGGCAGAGGUCUUUGAGUCACAUAGAGAAGCUGUUGAAGGAGGUAGGGCAGGUUAUCUCUGUUCCAGUCACCCCCUUCCAGCCCCAUCCCACUUCUGUUUCAAACUAAAGCUCCCACCUCGAACAUUGACCCUUUGUUAGAACAAAGCAAAACAUAUCUUUAGACAACAGUGUUAAAAUGAGCCUCAAAUAUAUGUGGAUGAGACCUCUAAGAAGAGGGUCUUAUGGUUUUGAUUUUUAAAGAAGAGUAUCCUAGUAAGAUAUUUAAAAAAAGGAUUAAAAAAAGUUUUUAAAAAGGAAACCUAUGCUAUUUAAAUUGGAGCCCAGUUGUAACUUGGUAAAGGCAAGCUUCUGUACCUUUGUUAUAAUUAAUUGUAUACCUGUGUAUGUAAAUAUAAGGCAUUCCUAUUUUGCAGUUCAGAACAAAAAAAAACUUAUUUGUAAUAUAGAAUAAAGUUUAUUAAAAAAUAAUAAAAAUGCA